This is a messenger RNA of Gastrolobium bilobum, 3423 nucleotides long. RefSeq names its product septin and tuftelin-interacting protein 1 homolog 1. The record is from RefSeq and is a predicted model, not a curated record. The transcript is spliced from 4 exons. The coding region runs from base 166 to 2799 and encodes 877 amino acids. NCBI's taxonomy places the organism in Eukaryota, Viridiplantae, Streptophyta, Magnoliopsida, Fabales, Fabaceae. Gene Ontology annotation, biological process: spliceosomal complex disassembly. Gene Ontology annotation, molecular function: nucleic acid binding. Gene Ontology annotation, cellular component: U2-type post-mRNA release spliceosomal complex.
AACAGAACGAAACCUAGGAAGCACGAUAUCAAACUCGCGCGAGUGAAAAGCACUGUAUUUUUGUGCUCGUGACGGUGUAGUGGGAACUGAAGGCUAAUAAACAAAACUGUUAUCGAUUCACAUCCUCAAUACCUUUAGGUUUUAUUUUAUCUGCUGCCCAAGAAGAUGGAUGAGGAUCAAGAGAUGGAGAGAUUUGGAACGGAGAAUGAUUUCGAAGGCGCGCAAUGGAUUGGUGGCGAGUUUUACUAUAAAAAGCGCAAAGAAAAACGAACUCAAACCAAAGAUGAUGUUCUUUAUGGAGUUUUCGCAGAUUCCGAUGACGACGAUGAUUAUUCUAGCAGAAAGCGACGGAAGGAUCGUGAUUUAUCGAAGAAGCCGGAUCUCACCAAGCCUGUGAAUUUUGUCUCUACAGGCACUUUUAUGCCUAAUGAGGAUGUUGUUGAUAAGAAUUCUUCUAAGGAACAGGAUGAGAAGGAGGAGAGUCAUGGUGGUGAAGAUAGGCCCGGUUUAGGUCUUGGUAUGGGGUUUGCUAGCACUUCCGGGUCCGGUUUGGGGUUUAAUAAUUCGAGUUAUGGUGCGAAUGGAACGGAGAGAAUUGAUGACUCGGAUGAGAAUGGUGAGAAUAGCUUUCUGCCUACGGCGUUUGGGAAGAAGAUUAAGGAGGGGGCGAUGAGAAGGGAGAGGGAGAAGGAGAGGGAAAGAUUGGAGAAGAAGAGAGGGCAGCGCCAGAGUGUAGGUGAUGAUGGAUCUGUUGAUGUUGGCAAGUUUGAGAAGCAUACGAAGGGGAUAGGAAUGAAGCUGUUGGAGAAGAUGGGUUAUAAAGGAGGUGGUCUUGGGAAGAAUGAGCAAGGUAUUUUGGCUCCUAUUGAGGCGAAACUGAGGGCUAAGAAUUCGGGUAUUGGGUUUAAUGACUCCAAGGAGACUACUACUACACCGUUGCCGGCGGCUUUGCAGCUGGAUAAGAAGAUUGCGCCGGGAGUUACCCAACCUAGGGUUGGCAGAACAAAAGAAAGGUUGUGGUCAAAGCAAUUGAGGUCGAAGAAGAAGAAAGACGAGGAAGAGUAUAUAACUGCUGAGGAGUUGUUGGCAAGCAAGGAAGAACAGGAUUUGGAGGUUGUUCAGAAGGUUUAUGAUAUGAGAGGGCCGCAGGUUCGAGUAAUUACAAAUUUGUCUGAUUUGAAUGCUGAGGAGAAAGCAAAGGAGAAUGAUGUCCCGAUGCCGGAACUUCAGCAUAAUGUUGGGUUAAUAGUUCGGUUGGCUGAGGCUGACAUCCAAGAGAUUGAUAGAGAUUUGAGGAGAGAGAGGGAGACUGCACUUAGCUUGAAAAAGGAAAAAGAGAAGUUCGAAACUGAGGCAGCAUUUCAAAAGAAGCAGCUGGAUAAUUUUGAGGAAAUAAUGAGUGUGUUGGACCAAGUCGGAGAAGAGAAUACUUUAGGAACAUUAACGUUGGAUUCCCUUGCUCAAUGCUUUAGGGACUUGCAUAAAAGAUUUGCUGAUAACUACAAGUUGUGUAACUUGUCAUGCGUUGCUUGCUCAUAUGCUCUGCCUUUGUUUAUCAGAGUGUUCCAAGGAUGGGAUCCUCUUCGAAAUCCAUCUCAUGGGUUGGAGUUGGUCUCACAGUGGAGAACUUUGCUUCAAGUAGAAGAAUGUCUCGAUAUAUGGGAUGUAUCAUCACCUUACACUCAGUUGGUUUCUGAGGUUGUGUUACCAGCUGUCAGAAUAUCUGGCAUCAAUACCUGGCAGGCUCGGGAUCCGGAGCCAAUGUUACGGUUUCUGGAGUCGUGGGAAAAGUUGCUUCCUUCUUCACUCCUUGCCACCAUAUUGGACAAUGUGGUCAUGCCAAAACUAUCAAGUGCUGUAGAUACUUGGGAACCACAUCGUGAGACCAUUCCUAUCCACACUUGGGUGCAUCCAUGGCUACCUCUGCUAGGGAACAAGUUGGAGGGUAUAUACCAGGUGAUUCGUUUUAAAUUGAGUACUGUUCUUGGUGCCUGGCACCCAAGUGAUGGCUCUGCUUAUGCUAUAUUGUCUCCUUGGAAGAUGGUAUUUGAUGCUGCUAGUUGGGAACAACUUAUGCUUCGUUUUAUUGUGCCCAAGUUGCAGCUUGUCUUGCAAGAGUUCCACGUCAACCCGGCAAGUCAGAAUCUUGACCAAUUUUAUUGGGUAAUGAACUGGGCUUCUGCUAUUCCAUUUCAUCUGAUGGUUGAUAUGAUGGAGAAAUUCUUCUUUGCUAAAUGGCUUCAGGUUUUGUAUCAUUGGUUGUGCUCUAAUCCUAACAUCGAAGAAGUUACAAAAUGGUAUUUGGGCUGGAAAGAACUUAUUCCGAAAGAACUUUUGGCAAAUGAGAGUAUUCGAUACCAGCUUAAUCGUGGUCUUGAUAUGAUGAUCCAAGCUGUUGAAGGUAUGGAGGUGGUCCAACCUGGUUUAAAAGAGAAUAUCAGCUAUCUUAGGGUACUUGAGCAAAGGCAAUUUGAGGCUCAGCAGAAAGCAGCAGCCUAUGCUCAACAGCAAGCUGCUGCAAGCUUGGGUGGUGCUGUCAACGCAGAUGGUGUGGCUGGUGUGCGUGAAUUGAGCCUGAAAGAAGCCAUCGAGGCCCAUGCCCUGCAACAUGGUUUACUAUUCAAACUUAAACCUGGUAGAAUGCACAACGGUCAUCAAAUCUAUGGGUUUGGUAAUGUCAGCAUAAUAAUAGACUCUCUAAAUCAAAAGGUAUAUGCCCAAAAUGAGGAAACAUGGUCUUUGGAAUCUGUUCAAGGCUUGCUAGAGUUGCAUAAUAAAUCCGCUAGUAAAAGACGCUGAAUUCAGUGUUUGCUAAUGUGAAUUAAUAUCUCAGGAAUCUCAAUGUUGCAGCGAUUCCAGCCAUUCCAGCCAUAGUGAUCUUGGAUAGGGUGCAUAACAGCUACUGUAGGGGGUGAUGACUGACGACCCGUGGUGGCGGUGGCUGGAAUCUCAUUGUCAGAGAGUUUUGUGAAGACAUCAGCCGUAAUCAGGCUUGUGCCAUUAAGCGCUGCCCGGAUGAACAUAUGCAAUUGAACAGCAUUCGGGAUGUGGGUUUGUGUGGCUCUCUGGCAGCUGCAAGCGUCUCGUGGUAUGUAGGUCUAGCUUUGGCAGUGGGGUGAAUGGAACGUGAUAUGCACCUCAGAUAUGUAGAUAUGAGAGGGACAGCCCUUAAGUAGAGAGUAACGAGGCAGAUGAAAAAAUAUAGGAUUUCUGUUGCUAGGUUUUAGAUACCAUGUUGAGAGAGAGAUCAUUGAGAAACUCGUACAGUUAAUUUACAUUAAAAGGGAAAUAAGGGAAUCAUUUUAUUUGCUUUCAUAUUUUUUUCAGUUCUGUAUAUCAAAAAUAUAUUUUUCCAAUUUCUAAUUAUUGACCAUGAAUCUUACAAUUCAUGAUACAUGUUGGAGUAAACACCCGAAUUUGUAG